AAGAAUUGCUAUGGCUUCCAUGAAGAUCUCCAGGCGGUGGAUUCACGCCGAUGAUGAUCCAGACAGCAUCAACAGCCGCCUUCCAGACGAUCUCCUCAAGAUCAUCUUCUCGCGCCUCGGCGACAAUCAAGACCACGCCAGCGUCGCGCGGGUGUGCCGGCAGUGGCGCGAUGCCGAGAGCGCCACCAGGGAGAAGAUUACUGUGAAUUUCUCCUACGCCGUGAGCCCGGGCUACGUGAUCGAUCGAUUCGGGCAGCUGCGCGCGCUCAAGAUCAAAGGCAAGCCUAGGGCUAGCGACUUCGGGCUCAUUCCAGUCGACUGGGGAGGCUAUGGCGGCCCCUGGAUCGCCGCGUUGGCGCUGGCGAGGGCGAGAUCCCUGUAUGGCGCUCUCGCCUCGCUCCAUUUCAAGCGCAUGGAGAUUUCCGACGAGGAUCUGGCGCUCCUGGCCGAGACGUUCCGCGACGCGCUACAGGUUCUCAAGCUCGAGAAAUGCUCCGGAUUCUCAUCGCUGGGCCUGGAAUCCAUCGCUCGAUCGUGCAGGGAUUUGAGGGUGCUCUCGCUGGACGAGAGCGAUAUCGAGGACAAAGGAUCACAGUGGCUGCGUGAGCUUAUCCAUUCGUGCGCUAGCCUCGAGGCCUUAAACCUGUCCAUGACAGGCUUGGAACUUGGAGAUAUCCGGCUGGUCGAGGAGAUCGUGAGCAGCUCCAAGCUCAAGAGCUUGAAACUCAACGAUCUGGAGGACCCUUCUCGCAAUCGCAGGCUGGAUUUGCGACAAAGCUCCCUCCAGGAGCUCGGUUUCUGCGGCCUCAUUCAAGUCUCUUUACCAUCGUCACUGAGCUCUUUCUCUGGUGAUCUCCAGCUGGCAAUGGAGCCGAAUCUCGCGAGCGCGCUCACCAGUCUGGAUCUCUUGUACACCACUGCCAAUCACGAGCAACACCUGGAGAUCAUCAAGGGCUGUCGCAAUCUCCAAGUCUUUAAGGCAAGAGAUAUAAUCGGCGACGUCGGGCUGGAGCUCCUCGCAAGCCACUGCAAAGGCCUGCAACGCAUCCGGAUCGAGAACAUGAGGCAGCAAGAACAGCACGGCUUCUCGAUCUCCAACUCCGGCAUGUUGGCGCUGGCCAAGAGCUGCGUCCAUCUCCAGAGCUUCUCCAUGUACGUCCACGACGCCGCCAACUCGUCCCUGGAGGCCUUCGCGGAGUCGUGCCCGGGCCUGCUCGACUUCCGGCUGGGGAUCCUCGAGACCGCGCCGGACAUGGCCGAGCCACUGGACGCCGGCGUCCAGUCCCUGCUCCAGCGCUGCCCGAGCAUCACCAAGUUGGCACUCUACCUCAAGGAAGGCGGGCUCACGGACAGGGGCCUGGAGAGCAUCGGGCGACUCGGGCAGCAGCUCAAGUGGAUCCUUCUCGGCUGCCUGAGCGACUCGGACACCUCGGACCGCGGGCUCGUCAGUCUGGCAAGAGGGUGCUCGAAUCUCCGCAAGCUGGAGGUGAGGAACUGCCCGUUUAGCGACGCCGCGAUCGUGUGUGGCAUCCGGGGCUUACCGCUGCUGCGCUACCUGUGGUUCCAGUGCUACCAUCGCGUUAGCGAUCGCCACUUUGCGCUGUUGGGGCCGGAGUGGAGGACCGAGCUCAUGCCCGAGUUCUACUCGGUGCUUUGCUACCGGACGCUGGUAUCGGGUAGCCGAAGUGACCACCCGCCGAGUGUCCGGCCAAUGCUCGGUGGUGGUGGUGGUGGUGGCUAGCAACGGACACGUGGCGGUGGGGGAGUGGGCCGUUCCUCACGUGCUGCUGACGUGUGUAAUCGAUUACACGUCAUGUCAGGGGAGCGUGCGAGCCAUACGUGUGUGUGCCCCGCCCAUGUCAUAAAGCACGGGGUGUGCCACGGGGGCGGGGAUUAAUGUCCACGUGGCGGCUGUCGUGUAGUUGGGUGUGUGUCUCCGAGCACUCCGAAAGGCGCCUGAGAAGAAAUGGGAAAGAAUCUUUCGUGUA
This is a messenger RNA of Selaginella moellendorffii, 1988 nucleotides long. Its product is annotated as coronatine-insensitive protein homolog 1b. The transcript is spliced from 3 exons. The record is from RefSeq and is a predicted model, not a curated record. Gene Ontology annotation, cellular component: SCF ubiquitin ligase complex. Gene Ontology annotation, molecular function: protein binding. The coding region runs from base 11 to 1741 and encodes 576 amino acids. Gene Ontology annotation, biological process: SCF-dependent proteasomal ubiquitin-dependent protein catabolic process. Lineage: Eukaryota; Viridiplantae; Streptophyta; Lycopodiopsida; Selaginellales; Selaginellaceae.